Molecule: messenger RNA, 3410 nt
Organism: Scheffersomyces coipomensis
Lineage: Eukaryota; Fungi; Ascomycota; Pichiomycetes; Serinales; Debaryomycetaceae
Product: karyopherin beta
Exons: 1
Coding region: 464-3079 (871 amino acids)
Biological process (GO): protein import into nucleus
Cellular component (GO): nucleus; cytoplasm
Molecular function (GO): nuclear import signal receptor activity; small GTPase binding
Source: RefSeq, a predicted model, not a curated record
ACGAAGACAGCAACAUCAACGACGUACACCACCCACGACGAUCACACCAAUCAUCACGUACAUCCCAAUCGUGUUUUAGUGUUUUACUCAACUGAUCCAGUCCAUAUCAUCUUGUCAACCAAACUUUUGUGGGAAUCAUAGACCAUAUUAGAUUAACUACUAGCCAACUGAUACAAAUCCAUCAAGACAAGGAGGAAUCAUAUCGUCGUUUUGCUAUAUCGAUCAUUACACCUACUCCUCCAUCCACUCAAGACAUCUAUCUCACGUUUAUCUAUUCAGUUGUUGAUUGAUUAAUCACGUAUAAUUCUAAAAAAAGAGUCCGUUUUCCUUGCUUAAUUAAAGUGAUUUUUAUAUUAUUUUAUUUUAUUUAUUUGUUAAUUUCAUUUAUUUAUAUCCCUUCAUCGAUCAUUACCUCAUCGUAUCAAGACAAUCAUAUAUCAUCAUACCCCCUCUCCUAUCCAUAAUGAAUAUUCUUGAAGUUUUAGAACAUGCUUUGUUCAAUCGUGAUCCUAAUAAAAGAACAGAAGCAGAAUUACAAUUAAAUGAAGCUGCCAAUAACUAUUUCGAAGACUUUGUCACCCUUUUAAUCGAUGCUUUAAUCAAUGAAGAGGCUAAAACUGAAGUUAGAAUGUUAGCUGGUCUUUUUUUAAAGAAUCAAUUAACUUCUAAAGAUACCAAAACAAAAUUAGCUCAACAAGCUCGUUGGAUUAAUUUAUCAGUUGAUUAUAAAUCAGGGAUUAAAUCAAAAGCCAUUCAAGCUUUAGAAACUGAAGAUGAAAAAGUAGCAUCAUCAGCUGCUCAAUUAGUAGCUGCUAUUGCUGAUAUUGAAUUACCUAGAAAUGAAUGGUCAGAAUUAAUUCCAACUAUAAUAAACAAUACUAAAGCUGAAAAUAAAACUAAUGUUAAAAAGGCAAGUCAUUUGGCUAUUGGUUAUAUUUGUGAAAGUGCUGAUCCUCUUAAUCCUGCUAUCAUUGCUCAAGCAAGUGGGAUUUUAAUUGCUAUUGUUCAAGGGGUUCAAAGUUCAGAACCUAAAGUGGUUAGAUUAACUGCUUUAAAUGCUUUAGUUAAUUCUUUAGCUUUUAUUAAAAAUAAUUUUGAAAAUGAAGGUGAAAGAAAUUAUAUUAUGCAAGUGGUUUGUGAAGCUACUCAAGCUGAUGAUCCCGAAUUACAAGCAAGUGCUUUUGGUUGUCUUUCAAGAAUAAUGGCAACUUAUUAUCGAUAUAUGUCUCUUUAUAUGGAAAAAGCUUUAUAUGGCUUGACUGUAUCAGGUAUGCAAAGUAAUGAUGAAAGAGUAGCAUGUAUGGCGGUUGAAUUUUGGUCAACUGUUUGUGAAGAUGAAAUUGAAUCAGCAAUGGCAAGACAGGAUGCUGGUCUUGAUUCAGUUGAAGCCGCAAAUUCAGCUGAUUUAAUUACUUUUAAUUUUGCUUUGGUUGCUCUUCAAGAUGUUUUACCAACUUUAUUAACCUUAUUAACUAGACAACAUGAAGAUCCAGAAGAUGAUGAUUGGUCAGUAGCUAUGGCUGCUGGUUCUUGUUUAGCCUUAUUUGCUAAUAAUGUUCAAAAUUAUGUUACUGAUCCAACUUUACAAUUUGUAUCGGCCAAUAUUGGUUCUGAAAAUUGGAGAGAAAGAGAAGCUGCUGUUAUGGCUUUUGGUUCUAUUUUAGAUGGCCCAGAACAUGAUCAAUUAAGAACGGUUGUAGCUCAAGCUUUAGAACCUAUCUUAUUAUUAAUUGGUGAUUCAUCCUUACAAGUUAAAGAAACUGUGGCUUGGUGUUUAGGUAGAAUUACUGAUUUAUUAAUUGAUUCAAUUGAUGUUAAUACUCAAUUACCUACACUUUUAGAAGCAUUAGUUAGUGGAUUACAAGAUCAUCCAAAAGUUUCAACUAAUUGUUGUUGGACUUUAAUUAAUAUUUGGGAACAAUUAUGUGUUGAUUCUGAUAAAAGUGCAACUAGUUUUAUGUCUCAAUAUUAUCCAAAUAUUGUUCCAAUAUUAAUGCAAUUAACUAAUAGAGAAGAUAAUGAAUUUAGUUCAAGAACUUCAGCUUUUGAAACUCUUUCAACUAUUGUUUCUUAUAGUGCCAAUGAUACUAUUCCUAUUGUUCAAAGUAUUGCUAAUGAUGCUUUAACCAGACUUGAAGCUACUAUAUCUAUGCAAUCACAAAUUUCUUCUAAUGAAGAUAGAGGUAAUCUUGAAGAAUUACAAAGUAAUAUCUUAAACUUAUUAACUAAAAUAAUAGGUAGAUUAGGUCAAGAUGUUACUUCUGUUUCUGAUAGUUUAUUAUCAAUGUUUUUAAAAUUAUUAGCUGCUCAAGAAGCAAAUUCAUUAAUUGAAGAAGAUAUUUUAUUUGCUAUUGCUACUGUGGCAGGAUCAAUUGGAGGUGAAUUUGUUAAAUAUAUGGAUGCAUUUUUACCAUAUUUAAGUAAAGCUUUACAAAAUACUGAUUCAACUAUUUGUAAUGCUGCUAUUGGUAUUGUGGCAGAUUUAGCUCAAUCAUUAGGAGUUCAAAUUGUACCAUAUUUAGAAGGAUUAAUGACUAUUUUAGGAUCUAAUUUAAAUAAUGCUGAAGUUAGAAAAGAAUUACGUCCAUUAAUCUUAUCAUGUUUUGGAGAUGUUGCUGCUGCUAUUGGAAAUAAUUUCAAUGUUUAUACCAGUUUAGUUAUUCAAAUUUGUGAAUUAGCUUCUCAACUUGAACCUGAAAAUGGAUCAAUUGAAGCUUUAGAAUAUGUGGUUAGUGUUAAAGAAGCAGUAUUGGAUUGUUAUGUUGGUAUAGUUGGAGGGUUAAAUGGUGAACCUCAAUUCAUAUAUCCUCAUAUUGGAUCUAUAUUUUCCUUUAUUCAAAGAAUUAGUGUUGAUUAUACUUUAUUAACCAUUGAAUCAGUUUGUCGAUCAGCUACUGGAUUAUUAGGUGAUAUUGCUGCUAUGUUUCCAAAUGGUGAAUUCAAAGAUGUUUAUACUCAACCUUGGGUGACUGAUCUUAUUAAAAAGACCAGAUCUAAUCCUAAUUUUGAUCAUAAAACCAAGGAAGCAGCCAGAUGGGCUAGAGAUCAACAAAAGAGACAAAUCUCUCUUCAAGGUUAAUCACACUAUAUCAAUUUCCAUGAUCAACUUCAUCUCCAUACAUACAAAUCAGCAUCUUUUCUCUUCUCUUCUCUCUGUUUUUUUUUUGUUUUUCAUAUCUUAUUAUAUUUCAUUCUCUCACACAUAUUUUUAUUUAUUUAUUAUUAUUAGUUUGAUUUUCCACUUUUAUUCCAUGGUUGUUGUUUGAUAUUUUUUAGUAUUGGAAUUCCACUUUCCUCUAACUCCCUUAACUCUAAUUUUUAAUACUCUAAGUCAUUUCCCUCCCCCCACCCUUCAUCAUUUCAUCUCUUAUAUAUAACUCUCAUAUAUACUAUAUCUGUAUAUACAUUAC